This is a messenger RNA of Saxophila tyrrhenica, 1191 nucleotides long. RefSeq lists its product as uncharacterized. NCBI's taxonomy places the organism in Eukaryota, Fungi, Ascomycota, Dothideomycetes, Mycosphaerellales, Extremaceae. The record is from RefSeq and is a predicted model, not a curated record. The transcript is spliced from 2 exons. Gene Ontology annotation, biological process: carbohydrate metabolic process. The coding region runs from base 1 to 1191 and encodes 396 amino acids.
AUGAUCACUGCCAACACCCUCCUAGCCUUAGCCAAACUCGCCCAGGAAACCUCACCUCAAACUCCAUCCUGGCUAACCACCCCAAUCCCCCCACCCCAAAAUCCCGACCGAAUCGCACAAGAAGCCUUCCACCAACUCCUCACCCACCAACGCCCCAACGGCUCCGUCACCGGCAUCGGCUGGUGGCAACUCGCCAACGCCUACACCGCCAUCGCGCUCUGGAACCUCUCAUCAGACCACGGAAGUCGAGCCUGGUACGACCUUCUCUCUCGCGCGAUACGACAAUGCGAGCGUCGUCAAAGGGGGUUAAUUAAUGCGUUCAAUGACGAUAGUUGCUGGUGGGCGCUUUUAUGCGUGCACAUGUACAGUUUUAGUGGGGAGGGAUGGUUUUUGACGCAAGCGGAGGGGGUGUGGAGGGCCAUUAGGGACGACGGGAGUGUUUGUCGUAACGGGGAGGUGUUGUUUAAGGGGGAGGAUAUGGAGGGGGGUGUUUUUUGGAAGCGAAGGAGGUCAGGGAAUGGGUGUGUGAAUGCUAUUAGUACGGGCUUGUACGCUGAAUUGAGCGUGCGGUUGGCGUUGGUGGAGAUGAAGAGGGCGAGGGAGGGGGAGGGAGAGAGGGAGAUGGUGGGAAGGGAGUAUCGGCCACGGAAGGGGAUGGUGCUUGAUCAUAUUGAUUUGAACAAGGAUAAGAGGGUCGACUGGACCUUCACUUACAACACUGCCGUGGCGCUUGGGACUUGUGCUUUACUUUUCGAAGCCACGCGCGAGGAGGAGUACAUGAUCCUAGCCUGCCAUAUGGCGCGCAGAUCCAUGAACCGUCCAGGAUGGGUCGAAGACAACGGCGUGCUGACUGAGAAGGGGGCAUAUGGAAAAGGAAACCAUGAUCCUCUCAAGGACAACGACUCCGUCGGCUUCAAGUCCGUCCUCAUCAGGCAGCUCGGCACCUUAUACGACGUCCUCGAACGUACAGGCUGUCCAAAUUCCGAAGCGCAAGACGUCAAAGACAUGAUCCGGAAAUUCGUCUAUAUCAAUUUCCAAAGCCAAGUGGAACGCAACACCGAUGGCAGAGGCCGGUAUGGCCCAUGGUGGAACGGCCCCUUCGAAUGUCCAACCAGUCACUCGCAGAUGGCGGUGCUGGACGUUUUCGCGGCAGCUCAGACGGUGAAGCUCGUCGGUGUGAGUGAGCCAUAA